ACCGCCCCCACUCCCUUCCCCGCUCCGCCUGGACGAAUCCCGGCGCCGCCGCCUGCGGCGCGCCCCUGCUCCGCGCCGCUCCAUCCAUCUUCUACCCCCCGGCGCGCCCCCACUCCCCACCUCCGGUCCCUGAUCCACGCCGCACCUCCGCGCCUUGUUCUCCUCCUGCUCACCGAGCCCAGGAACUUCACUUUAUUCCCCACCUCCUCCUUGCACAAUUACUUGUUUUUCUUAUCAUGAUUUUUGUUCUGUGUCAUCUUUGCUUCGGUUGCUUACGUUUAAUUGCAGAACUUCGACAUGGAGAUCUGUUUCACUGCAAACACUGUAUCCAACUGAAUGUUGUGAAACAUAUUCAGCAUUGUUAUGUAGUUUUACUCAAGUGUCAAUUAUUUUCUGUGCAUAGUUUAUUUGCGGCAAGUAGUGUUGUUGCAGAACUCCGAAGGUGGCAUAGGGGUGGAGUGAGUGGUUAUGGGUGUGGAAGGUUUAUUGGGUCCUGUCGAUCAACUUUAGGAGUGUUUAGCUAGCAAACAAUUCAUCUUCCAAAUUUAUUGCUGUCAUUAAAUUAUAUAGCAAGGGGCAAAUCUACUAAAAAAUCUGUUGCUGACAGCAUUUGGGGAUGCCCAAGGGACAAAUCUCCAGAAGCGGGGUAUCGAAGCUCAUGCAACCUGACCACUGAAGAAACAUUGUCAAUUCGUUCGUUCACUUUUCAGGCCGAGGGCGUCGUUGGGAGGAGCUCCAUGGAGUAUGACUGGUGGCAGCAUCUCAGAAGAAGGGUGCGGACCAGACAACACUCUGGGCCGGAGGCGGCGGCUUUUCUCCGGUCCGGGACAAAGCUAUUGUAGGAGGAACUUGCCUAUCAAAGGUUUGAAGGAUGAUCUUGUCAUGAUGUGAAAUGGCUCUUUGAGCACCUUCGGGGUGAUAUACUUGGUGGAGAAAAGUGAUACCUCAAAGAGGACGAAACCCCUGGUUCUGCUGAUGGAACAAAAUGUUGAUAGGUCCUUCAGGUUGCAAUUCAGGAGGGAGAUCCUGUUAUUUCUAUUACCAGUAAGGAAUGUGCAGAUGCUACUGGACUCGUUAGUCAGGAUUCUGUACUUGAUUCUAAAGAAGUUAGCCAGACAAUUCUUACUGCUGCUACAGAAGUUAGGGAUGUUCCUCGAGUUAAUGUGGCAACAGCUGAUAAAAUUUCUCCAAGUGACAGUAAUGUAGUGAAGGGCCACCUGAAUCCUGGCAACGCUGGCAAUAUAUCAACUACCGUAAAGGGUGACCCUGACAGAGGUUAAGAGGGAUAUGGUCAAACUACCAUGCAACAUUCCCUCCAUAGGUGAUGGUUUGCAGGCAUUACAUGAUGAUAAAGAGUUGCCUAAGAACGGGACCCCAUUGCAAGAAAUAGAUUCUAAAACCAAUAUGAACUUGGACAAGAAAGAGGACAGUCCUGACAGCGCUUCUCCUGAUGUGAAAAACUAAAUUUAGACAGGAGCUCGGGUAACGAGUCGAGAGAGGAUGUGAUGGAAAGUAAGCAAGUUGAUCCCAAUGUCAGAUCUGAUGAUCUUGGAGGGAAGACUGCAGUUACCUCAGACCAUGAGGAGGUAAAAGAGGUGUCCUCGUUGAUACUGUUGCCAAGGAUUCCUCUGUGCAAACAAAGGACAUUGUUUCUUAAGAGAAGCCAGUAACUCUUAUAUUAAAAAAGGAAACCUGAAGACCAAGAAAUUGUUGCAGAUGGAAUGCCAGCGUGGUGUGGAUACUCUCAAAAUUCCUAAGCAACAAACAUCCAAACUAAGUAGCUCUGAUCCUCUAAAACAUUCUGUUUGGCAGGUCUGAUUCAACAGCAAGCGGAGAUUCUCACAAAGUGCGGAUAGGGCCACUUCCUCAGAAGCCUGCAGCGGAAGUGGCGGAACCGGAGGCCUUUGUGUUCGGCCAUAGCCCAUAGGGAAGACGUCUGAUACCAAGAGAAUACAUCUGUCCUUAAUUCACAGUAUUUCGCAGCAACACAAUGAUCACAGUUAACAGUUUGUACAGUAAAUCUGUAGUUCCGGGACGCACCGCCUACAGAGUCCAGAACAGAGGAACUAUAAAGGGCAGCGAGACCGAUUCGGCAGUUUGCCUAGCCGUAGGUUCCCGCCUUCCCAACUGCCGUUUUCCAACCGCCAGUACCAAUCUUGCCUACCUAGCUUCGUAUGGAGCCUGCCGGGCUCGCCGCCGGCGAUCUUGGCGAGCCGGUCGGGCGUGACGGCGACGGGGGGCCCCAGGGCGAAGCGAUUGUCGAGGGUGGUGCUGUCAGGCGCGGCACGGGCGUGCGCGCCAGCGGCGCCGGCGAGAUGACCAACCGGAACGCGCCUGGUCAUGACGCCAAGACCUCCGAUACGGAGGAGAUGUCGUGCGUCAUCAACGCCGGCAAGACGAGCAAGGCGGAGGCGCCCCGCCAUGACGCCAAGGCCGGCGAUACGGAGGACAUGUCGGGCGCCAUCAACGCCCGCAAGACGAGCAAGGCGGAGGCGCCCUGCCAUGACGCCAAGGCCGGCGAUACGAAGGAGAUGUCGGGCGCCAUCAACGCUCGCAAGACGAGCAAGGCGGAGGCGCCCCGCCAUGACGCGGAGAAGGAGCUGCCGCGCGCCAGCGAAGCAGGCAAGACGAGCAAUGCUGUCGCGCCCGGCCACUACAUCAAGGCCCUCGAUACGGAGAAGGUGCUGCCGCGCGGCAGCGACGCAGGCGGGACGAGCAAAGCGAUCGCGCUCGGCCAGGACUUCAAGGUUGCCACUGCGGAGGAGAUGCCGCGCGCGGCUACGGAUGUUUGCUCUGUUUGGAGGGAGAAUUGGGAGGAGAGCUUGCAGAGUAUGAGCGGCUUCUUGGAUCUCCCAGGUACCAUGACCAUUGCUAUAGACACAGAGUAUGCAACCAAGUGCCUGCUUAGAUUGGAACAGCCACAGAACGGUGACGAGUGGUACAGCCAGCUGCAGGCUACUGCAGGGACUGCGGAUUUGGUACAGGUCGGGGUCGCGGUGACGUUCGCCGACGCCGACGCAGAGAACAUAGAACCGAUCAGGGUAUGGGAAUUCAAUCUCUUCUUUGACUCCAAAUCAAACCAGUAUAAUCCGAGCACUCUGCUGUUUUUGGAGAAGAAGUGCCGGCAUGACCUUGAAAAGCACAGGCAGUAUGGUAUUAUGCCAACUGACUUCUUCCAGUGGGUCUAUGAGCUCCACAGCAUAUUUGCAAGACGAUCUGUGACUGUUGUCACGUACCAGGGAGAUGCGGACAUCGCACUUCUAAUCUACCAAGGUGCUCCAAUGCCUGCAAGGCGGCUCGACUUUCUUCUGGAUAUCAGCAACACUUUUCCUGCAUUGGUCGACACGAGAGUUCUUGCCAUGGUUUGGGCACCAGAUUUCUGCGGGAAGUUAGAUGACCUUGCUGACAUGUUGGGCCUCUCUAGAAGUGGAACAAGACAUCAUGCAGGGUCAGAUGCGGCGCUGACCCUCAGGUGCUACUUUGCAAUGCGAAGGUUGCUGGGAGAUCAGAAGGUGCUCAGGGGAGUACUUUGCGGCUUGUUUCAAAGCGAACCAUCAGUGUGCACUGCGAGAAUAGCCUGGGAUCCUUCAAUCAGCAUUUUGCAUGUCUGGGGUAAAAACUUUGAUGAGGUUGCCGGCCAAUUUGGAAGGUUGAUUGAGAACAAUUUCACUGUCGUUACUGUCAAAGUCCUCUUUGACCCGCCUCUUCGAAAGGGUCCGUUCAAUCGUGAUCCUCAGUUCUGCUAUUCAAACAUGCAACUAAGGCUCGAUGAAAAGAUAAGAUGCACUAUCGCUAUGGUCUUCGCCACUGGCCAAGGGCAAGUGGCGAAUUCGGCAUCCUUUGUGUUUCAUAUCUGCUUUUCCGGCGGGGAGUAUAUUGAGCCAGUACAGUUCGCUAGGAUGUUGGAUGAGCAAGGAGUGCUAUGCAACCCAUACCUGACUUGGGUUACCUUCCUAGGGGCAGAAUCCGUCGCUUUCAUAUAUGACAUGGUUUAUCAUAGUUUCCAAUUCUGGAUUCCCACCAUGUUCAGUCACUACAAGGUGAGCAGAACGGGCAUGUUUCCGGUUAUGUAUGAUGUCGGCAUUGUAGCUUCCAGAGGCAGCUCACUGAGUCUGCGCCAAAUUGCAACAAGUUUGAUGAUUGAGCAACCAGAGGAAGCUGGCAUCGGUUGGGAAGCAAUUUUAACCUUGAAAAGCUUCCUUCGUCUGGUCAUGGACGGGCGUAUGUCCUCGACGUUUGCCGGGAAUUUGCUUGCAGGCUGCUGUAGCCGCUCCAUGUGCUUGAGGUAGCGCAACCGCUUUGCCCUGAUGAUCUUAACUGCUACAGAUUUAAGAAGCUCGAGCCAUGUAGGUGUACAGUUGAUCAAAUGUCCUGCUUGUUGCGACACAAAUGUACAAGUAUUGCUCUCAUACUGUUGAAUCAAACAAGUAUAUGCUUCAUUUUUUGAAUACUUCUUAGUUGCUUGUCA
Messenger RNA from Triticum dicoccoides, 4468 nucleotides. RefSeq lists its product as uncharacterized. Gene Ontology annotation, molecular function: nucleic acid binding; poly(A)-specific ribonuclease activity. Gene Ontology annotation, cellular component: CCR4-NOT complex. The transcript has 3 exons. The record is from RefSeq and is a predicted model, not a curated record. Lineage: Eukaryota; Viridiplantae; Streptophyta; Magnoliopsida; Poales; Poaceae. Bases 2175 to 4289 code for a protein of 704 amino acids.